This is a messenger RNA of Penicillium waksmanii, 2154 nucleotides long. RefSeq lists its product as uncharacterized. The record is from RefSeq and is a predicted model, not a curated record. Bases 1 to 2154 code for a protein of 717 amino acids. NCBI's taxonomy places the organism in Eukaryota, Fungi, Ascomycota, Eurotiomycetes, Eurotiales, Aspergillaceae. The transcript has a single exon. Gene Ontology annotation, molecular function: phosphorelay sensor kinase activity. Gene Ontology annotation, biological process: phosphorelay signal transduction system; phosphorylation.
AUGGUUCUGGACCAGCAGAUGCUCCACCUUUCCCUCGAGGAUCGCCGCACGGUCGGCUACGACAUGGUUAUCACUCCGCCGGCGGAGAACGAGGUGAAUGCGACCGGCGCGCUUGGCCCAUCACGGGGACAAUCACAAUCACAAUCACAAUCACAAUCACAACCACACGACAACUUGAACCCUGGGAAAACCCACUCCGCUCUCGACCACCCCAUGAGCCGCAUCUAUCGAUGUACCCCUACACCCACCAUCGUCAUCGACGGCUCCCUGCAAAUUGUGGAAGUCUCCGAUAGCCACCUCGCCCUCUUCAAACAUACUCGCGCCGAGCUGAUCGGCUCCAGUAUCUACGAUUUAGCGCCACGGGCCAUCCCCGCUCCAGAUAUUCCCUCGUUAAGUGGCGCGUUGGGUGCCUCCCUCACUACUCGAUCCGUGCAGUCGAUUGAACCAAUUCGUGUCGCCGGGUGCGACUCCGACUUCGCUCUCCGAGUGACUCCAAUCUUCGAAGAUGGCGCCCUCAUCUACGUGGUGCUUGAAGCCCAGAGCAUCAAGCGCGACCCACGUAGUCAACCCGGGUUGAACGAGCAAUACUUCCUGAAUGAAACAUACAAGAUCCUCGUCGACACUGUCAAGGAUUAUGCCAUCUUCAUGCUCGACACACGCGGCAAUAUCGCAACAUGGAACUCAGGCGCUGCCAUUCUCAAAGGUUACACCCGGAGUGAAAUUAUUGGCCAACAUUUCUCCACCUUCUACAGCGCCGAAGACCGGCGAGCCCGAAAACCGGCCCGAGAACUCGAGGUCUGUCUACGGGAAGGUAGGGUAGAAGACGAAGGCUGGCGCUACCGAAAGGACGGCGGCCGAUUCUGGGCCAAUGUCAUGAUCACCCCAAUCUUCCAACUGGGCCGACAUGUCGGCUUUGUCAAAGUCACCCGGGAUCUCACCGAGCGCAAGGCCGCCGAGGCCCGAUUGAUCGACGCAUUUGAAGAGUCGGCCAAGCUGAAGACGGAUUUCCUGGCCAAUAUGUCGCAUGAACUGCGCACCCCUAUGAAUGGGAUGUUUUUGGCUCUGGCGAUGCUGACGAGGACCGCCCUGAGCGAUGAUCAACGGGAAUAUGCGUCAAUUCUGGAAGACUCAACCUCCAUUCUCCUACAAGUCAUCAAUGAUGUCCUGGACUACUCGAAGCUCUCGUCGGGCUCCUUUUCCCUGACUACUGAUGUCAUCAACAUUCCUAGUGUCAUCAACGCCGUGGUCCGCAAUUGCCAGCCCGCGUCAAAACCUAAAUUGUCGGUGGUGAGCUUUAUUGCACCAGACUUCCCUUCGAACCUCCAGGGCGACUCCCUGCGAUUUCGCCAGGUCUUGCAGAACCUUGUCAGCAACGCCGUCAAAUUCACCGAGAAAGGCCACGUUCACGUCAAGGCAUCAUACAAGGUGGAUCCGUCUAGCUCCCAGUCAUUCGAGAUCUCCAUUGAAGUCAUCGAUACUGGAAUCGGAGUUCCCGAAGAAGCUGUCGGUACACUCUUCACGCCAUUCACCCGCUUUGCGGAUUCCGCUACCAAGCGAUACCAGGGCACAGGGCUAGGUCUGUCCAUAUGCAAAAGUCUAGCUGAGCUCAUGAAGGGUGUUGUCGGGUUCCGCACCAACCCAGACGGACCUGGUAGCAUCUUCUGGAUGUCAACCAAAAUGAGCCGAGUUGAUGGCCAUCAAGCGCCACGAUCAAAGCCCUUGGUUUCGCCGACCCCAAUCAAAAACAAUUUUGACCCGGAGCCACUCUUGAAAAAGAUCGCUCCACAAAAACACAUCCUCCUGGUUGAGGAUAACAACGUCAAUCAAACCAUCAUGAUUAAACUCCUCGGAUCCCUCGGCUUUGAACGCGUUGACGCAGCGUGGGACGGAUCAGAGGCAGUACGCAUGGUGAAACAGAAACCGCUGGCCUACAAUCUGAUUCUGAUGGACAUCAGCAUGCCAGUGAUGGACGGCAUGGCAGCAACCAAGCAUAUCCGCGGGAUGAAGAACGAUGUACCUAUCAUCGCAUUGACGGGGAAUGCUCUCAAGGGCGACGCGGAGUUAUAUUUGGCGCAAGGCAUGGACGAUUACAUUGCGAAGCCACUUCAUCGACAGCAACUGAUCGAGAUUUUGUGGAAAUGGUGUGGGUCUUAG